GGGGCCGGCGCCGCCGAGGCGUGAUCGCCCGAGGCCCCUCCUGCCUGCCGGGAAAGCCUUAAAACAGCCCGGCGAGGCACCGAGCCCGCACUCGCCAGCCGCGACCCCGACGGCAGAGCGCGUCGCCGAGCCCAGAGCCGCCCCGCUGCAGCCGCCAUGCAGGGCACCAGGAGGUUGUGGCUGUCGGUGCUGACUUUCGCGCUGUCGCUGCUGGUGUGCCUGGGGACGCUGGCAGAGGCGUACCCCUCCAAACCGGACAGCCCCGGCGAGGACGCCCCCGCAGAGGACAUGGCCAGAUACUACUCGGCGCUGCGGCACUACAUCAACCUCAUCACGAGGCAGAGAUAUGGAAAGAGAUCAAGCCCAGAGACACUGAUCUCAGACCUCUUGUUGAGAGAAAGCACAGAAAAUAUUCCCAGAUCUAGGUUUGAAGACCCCUCGAUGUGGUGAUGGGAUUUGCAGCACUCCAUCAAACUUUUCCUAGUUUUCAAUUCAUACUCCACUCCUCUAAGGCGAAUCAGAGUACAUCAUUCCCAGUGCAUGCAGCCAUUGUACUGAAUUCUGUAGAGUUUUUCCUUCAUCAUAUUUGUAUAUACCUUUAUUUAAAUAAAUUAUUUGUGCAUUCCAAAAUAUACCAUACUAAAUGAAAACACAUACCCUGUUAUUGGUAUAGCAAAGAGUUGUUUUAAACUAUUAAAACUGAAUUAUAACCUUCCUGCAGUCUAAAGUAGUAUGGACAACAGUCAUGCCAUAGCUGUUACAGUAAUUAGGAUGCAAAAUGAGAUAAUGAUGUCAUUCGCUGCAGCCUCAAACUCAGCUCAGCUGGUUUGAUUUACACAAAAUUGUUUAAAAUAAUUUAUAAUGCACUACAGAGUUUAGGAAAAGAGUGUUCUGAGAGGAGCUUUUUCAAAAUCACCGUAUGAAAAACCCAUUUACUGCUUACAUAGACAAAUGCAUUACAAUUGAUAACAUUUGCAAAAUACAAAGUAAUUAAGUAAUCCCUUAAUUCUGCUAAUUCCUUGAAACUGAUUUGAAGCUUCGAUGUAAGCUUGCUUAGGGGUUUUAGUUGAGACAAAUGUACUGUCUUUGUUUUGGCAAUAUGCAAAGCAGCAGAAAAUAAUAUCUAAGUGAGCUCACAAAGCAGGACAAUUCUACAGGUGUCCGUGCUGGGAAGGAAAUGUCUAAUAUUGCCUAAGUGCUUAUAAAGGAGCACAGUGCUAACGACAGGAACACACGGAUUAAGCACAAAACUGUGGGUACCUGCGCUCUGAGUACUCAGAGCUCCUCUCCUCCAGAGUCAUUCAUGGUUUCCUGUUUCCACCACGGGAAGGUACCUGGAGCAGGAACUGCCUUCAGGUUUUCAUUUUCUAUUGCUUUUUAUUUUUUUUAAGAAUUUAAUCACUAGCUUAGCGAGGGAGUUACUUAGACAUAGUGACCUCAGAGGAAACCCUCAACUUUUUUAGUUAAUGUUAACAAAAUGUAAUGGUAGCAUAUGUUGCCUUUAUUUUUUAAUGGUUUUAAUUCUCAGAUACUCAGCUUUCAGUAUGGUCAGGACCUACACUGGGCCUGUUACACAGCAUGGCACAAAUUCUGGUCCUUGGUUCCUAAUGUUUAAGUGUGAUUUCUUUUAUUUAGACAUCAGGAACAUGAUUGGCCAUUGAGUAGCGAAGCAUAUAAAAGGUUGUAAGUCAGAAAAUGUGAUGGUUUAAUGCAUUUACAUCUCAUUCCUGCUUUUCAAAUAUGUUCACAUGGAUGUUGCCCACCAGAGAAAGGCAUCAUUGCAAGUAAGUUCUAGAUCUCUACAAAUGCACUUUUGGUGUGUUUGUGGUGUUAAAAGUUUUCAGGUUCCCAAGAUUUGUUAGCCAAAAUAUUUUUCCUUCUAAUAAAACACCUGGGUUUCAUUUGAAUGGACAAAUUUUUGCUUUCAGCAGUGCUGUUUUCUCUAGAGGGUUUGAUAAUGGUUCCACAGUACAAUAAAUGAAAUUGUGAGGAUUAAGAGCAGUGCAGUAGUAUACGAAUGUUUUGAGCCCCCGGGUAUAAACCAUUAUCACACGAGGCAGCAAAUGACACCGUUCAGUGGGGCUCCAAGACAGCCAUGGCUUUCUGAGGCUGGCGGGAGUCCAUCAGCCACAGGCCAGGAGCUGCUGGCUUCGAGUCCAUGUUAAGUUCUGCUUGGAAUAUUUUUUAAUAAGAAAAUUGGAGAUUAGUGAGUUAUAUGCUGUAUAAGAGCUCUAAUUCCUAGUAAUUCCUGAUAACUAAUUUAUAUAUAGGCAUAUUAACGACUGUGUAAGUUAUAAAAUCAAGAGUGUAGGUAGAUGAUAAACUAAACUCAUGUUGCUUAUCACUGUCAUUUGAAAUUUGCCUUAGUGGAGGAAGAAAGAGUUAAGGCAGAAUUAGUGUAUACUAAUUGCUCGUGCUGUGCAGUUCCACUCAAUUACUUGAAUUUUCUUGAACUUAAAGAAAAAGAGGAGCUAAAAGAAAAUAGAAAUAGAAAAGCUAAAAAAAAUCUAUAAGAUUAUUAUUAGGUUGAUUACCUAAUGAAGUACGAGUGGCAGAGGCAAGGCAAAGCAGUCACACAGCAUAUAUCUAUCCAUACAGAGCUGUGAUUUUCUUGUGAAACACUUCCUGUGUUCUUGGUGGCAGACCGCAGUCUUGCAGUAGAAGUACAAUGUGCUUAUGACUUACUUUCCUCAUGUACUUCAUAUGCCACUCCUGACAUGCCACACUGUUCAAAAUACUGGAUUGGCUCCUAAAUCACAAGAUAGGCUUAAAAAUAAUGAGCUGUCAAAUGUAAAUAAAUGCUUGACUUGUUUGACUUGA
This is a messenger RNA of Dromaius novaehollandiae (emu), 2820 nucleotides long. RefSeq names its product neuropeptide Y (gene NPY). Gene Ontology annotation, biological process: neuropeptide signaling pathway; feeding behavior. The coding region runs from base 157 to 450 and encodes 97 amino acids. Gene Ontology annotation, cellular component: extracellular region. Gene Ontology annotation, molecular function: neuropeptide hormone activity; neuropeptide Y receptor binding. The transcript is spliced from 4 exons. The record is from RefSeq and is a predicted model, not a curated record. NCBI's taxonomy places the organism in Eukaryota, Metazoa, Chordata, Aves, Casuariiformes, Dromaiidae.